This is a messenger RNA of Equus quagga, 15211 nucleotides long. RefSeq names its product ribosomal protein S6 kinase A6 (gene RPS6KA6). Gene Ontology annotation, molecular function: ribosomal protein S6 kinase activity; ATP binding; magnesium ion binding. The transcript is spliced from 26 exons. The record is from RefSeq and is a predicted model, not a curated record. NCBI's taxonomy places the organism in Eukaryota, Metazoa, Chordata, Mammalia, Perissodactyla, Equidae. Gene Ontology annotation, biological process: protein phosphorylation. The coding region runs from base 536 to 2803 and encodes 755 amino acids.
CAGACACCCAAAACGGCCAGUACAGGCUCAGUAGCAGAGGGAAGCAAUCAGAACACUGGAAAUAAAUAGGUGGGUCUUACACUCUUGUGAGGACCACUAGGCUGUCUUCUGAUCACAUCUAGCCACUUGAAGUGUGGUCACUGUUUCUAAAGAAGGACACCAGUAUUGUCAUUCAGAAACAAAGAGCCUCAGAGAUUGAGCAGAUAAUCUCUCUUUGAAUCCUGUUCUGGUUGUUAAGGAAUUUUGGUUCAUCUAUUAUCCAGGUCUAUAGACAGAACCAACUUUUGGCCCAAUAACAAAUAAAGCAUGCAGGGGAGUAUGAGUUGCUAAGUUAAGGGAGUAGUUACCCCUGAACCAGAUUUUUGCAUGCAACCUCCCUCCACUGGGCCUCUCUGUAAGCCUUAGAGAGGAGCAUGUGAUUGGGGAAGCUGACCUACAUGUCAACCUUUCAACACUUCAUCUACAUGGCUUGGAGACCACCCAGGCUGUACUCCAGGGGGAACACACUUAUAGACAGUAUCCACUUUGAGGUGCAAUGAGUUCUAGAAGGACACAUCGUAGAGCAUCUGACCAUAGGGCCAACUGCAAUUUAAUCCUGUGCUGUUUCCUUCCAUUCGUUGAGCUCCAGCGGAGACCUGAGAAUCUGGUGAAUGGUCUAAAAAUGGUUGAUGAGCCAAUGGAAGAGGGAGAAGCAGAUUCUUGCCAAGAUGAAGGAGUUGUUAAAGAAAUCCCUAUUACUCACCAUGUUAAGGAAGGAUAUGAGAAAGCAGAUCCUGCACAGUUUGACUUACUCAAGGUUCUUGGUCAGGGAUCCUUUGGAAAGGUUUUUCUUGUUAGAAAGAAGACCGGUCCUGAUGCUGGGCAGCUCUAUGCAAUGAAGGUGUUAAAAAAAGCUUCUUUAAAAGUUCGAGACAGAGUUCGGACAAAGAUGGAGAGGGAUAUACUGGUGGAAGUAAAUCAUCCAUUUAUUGUUAAGUUGCACUAUGCCUUUCAGACUGAAGGGAAGCUGUAUUUAAUAUUGGAUUUUCUCAGGGGAGGAGAUGUCUUCACAAGAUUAUCCAAAGAAGUUCUGUUUACAGAGGAAGAUGUGAAAUUCUACCUCGCAGAACUGGCCCUUGCUUUGGAUCAUCUGCACCAAUUAGGAAUUGUAUAUAGAGACCUGAAGCCAGAAAACAUUUUGCUUGAUGAAAUAGGACAUAUCAAGUUAACAGAUUUUGGACUCAGCAAGGAAUCAGUAGAUCAAGAAAAGAAGGCUUACUCAUUUUGUGGUACAGUGGAGUAUAUGGCACCUGAAGUAGUAAAUAGGAGAGGUCACUCCCAGAGUGCUGAUUGGUGGUCAUAUGGUGUACUUAUGUUUGAAAUGCUUACUGGUACUCUGCCAUUUCAAGGUAAAGACAGAAAUGAGACCAUGAAUAUGAUAUUAAAAGCAAAACUUGGAAUGCCUCAGUUUCUUAGUGCUGAAGCACAAAGUCUUCUAAGGAUGUUAUUCAAAAGGAAUCCAGCAAAUAGAUUGGGUUCAGAAGGAGUUGAGGAAAUCAAAAGACAUCUUUUCUUUGCAAAUAUUGACUGGAAUAAAUUAUAUAAAAGAGAAGUUCAACCUCCUUUCAAGCCUGCUUCUGGAAAACCAGAUGAUACUUUUUGUUUUGAUCCUGAAUAUACUGCAAAAACUCCUAAAGAUUCUCCUGGUUUGCCAGCCAGUGCUAAUGCUCAUCAGCUCUUCAAAGGAUUCAGCUUUGUUGCAACUUCUAUUGCAGAAGAAUAUAAAAUCACUCCUAUCACAAGUACAAAUGUAUUACCAAUCAUUCAGAUAAGUGGAAAUGCUGCACAAUUUGGUGAAGUAUAUGAAUUGAAAGAGGAUAUUGGUAUUGGUUCCUAUUCUGUUUGCAAGCGGUGUAUACAUAUAGCUACCAACAUGGAAUUUGCAGUGAAGAUCAUUGACAAAAGUAAGAGAGACCCCUCAGAAGAAAUUGAAAUUUUGAUGCGUUAUGGACAACACCCCAAUAUUAUCACUUUAAAGGAUGUUUAUGAUGAUGGUAGAUAUGUUUACCUUGUUACGGACUUGAUGAAAGGAGGAGAGCUACUUGACCGUAUUCUCAAGCAAAAAUGUUUCUCAGAACGGGAAGCUAGUGAUGUACUGUUUGUAAUAACUAAGACAGUUGACUAUCUUCAUUGUCAAGGAGUUGUUCAUCGUGAUCUUAAACCUAGUAAUAUUUUAUACAUGGAUGAAUCAGCCAAUGCAGACUCCAUUAGGAUCUGUGAUUUUGGGUUUGCAAAACAACUUCGAGGAGAAAAUGGACUUCUCUUAACUCCAUGCUACACUGCAAACUUUGUAGCACCUGAGGUUCUUAUGCAACAGGGCUAUGAUGCUGCUUGUGAUAUUUGGAGUCUGGGAGUACUUUUUUACACGAUGUUGGCUGGCUACACUCCAUUUGCUAAUGGCCCCAAUGACACUCCUGAGGAGAUACUGCUGCGUAUAGGCAAUGGAAAGUUCUCUUUGAGUGGUGGAAACUGGGACAGUAUUUCAGAUGGAGCAAAGGAUUUGCUUUCCCAUAUGCUACAUAUGGACCCACAUCAGCGGUACACUACAGAACAAGUAUUAAAACACUCGUGGAUAAUCCACAGAGACCAGUUGCCGAAUGAUCAACCAAAUAUAAAUGAUACAUCACAUGUCAUUAAGGGAGCAGUAGUUGCCACAUAUUCUGCCCUGACUCACAAGACCUUUCAACCAGUCCUAGAGCCUGUUGCUGCUUCAAGCUUAGCUCAGCGACGGAGCAUGAAAAAGCGAACCUCAACUGGCCUGUAAGAUUUCCAGUGUUCCUCAGCCAAACUGGAUGAAGAGAAAAUUAAAUGUGUGGCUUUUUGCCUAAUCUUAUAUCAAAGGCAUUGUUUUCUGCUACAUGACUUGAAUAUUCUGUUUAAGCCUCCUUUUUUAGGGGGAGUGAGAUAAAAAAAAUCCACAGGUCCACAAUAUUCAUACUAUGUUGUUUUCUAGUAGUGUCCAAGUGUUUAUUUAAGUACAUAUAAUUGGUGUCAACAAGGUCCUAACAACUUCUCUGCAUAUUAACUUCUAAAGUUCCUUUCAAAUAAAGUCACUUUAAUAGUUUUUCUGGUUUCAUACAAUAAUGGUUUGGGGAAUCAUUACCAACAAUCAGGAUGCAAAUAGUGUAAUGCCAAGCAAUGUCAGUAUUUUUUAACAUCAGAUCCUGAAGAAUAGGCUUUUUUUUAAAUAAAGAAAACAAAAUGUAUUGUAGAAGCUUCUUAUUGUGUAUAGCCAAAGAACUCCAUUUGACUCUGUAGUUACUAAAAUGUAGACAUAGUAGUUUGGUGCCAGAGCAAAAUUCAUUUGUGCUAAUAUGUGAACUCCUGAUAUGGUUGGUGCCAAAUUUUUACAGAAGAAUUAAAUCACAAAUAAUAUGUGCAGACAGCCCUGUAUAUUAUCCAUAGGUAGCCUCAUGUAGAAAUAAAGAUUUCCAUAGGGCUUCUGUAAAUUUUACAUCUAAUGGAAUUUUAGUACAAGUGAAGAAUUUUUUAGCCAAAGGCUUUAUAUUGGUGUUGUAAUUUACUACAUAGGUCAUAGCUAAGCCUUUGAAAAUAAAGUACAUGGUGUUGAUACUACCUUGGUGUUAUGUAAACUGACUUUCAAGCUAACCAAUUGGAUUUAAUCACCAACUGUCCCCUUUAUAAUGAACUACACUGUUGUUUUUGGGACUUCCAUGUGCUUUGAAUUACAGUGGAGCGUAUUAAUCUACCUUGAAUCCUAUGAUAAUAUAAUUGAAAUUUUACUGUAGUAGGCUUAGCAUACAUUAUAUAGUAUAACACAUUUCAGUAAACUUUAGACAAUGCUGCAUAAUAGUUAUACUUCAGGAAGAUAAACUGACAUUUUAAAUAGGAAGUAAUAUUAAUGAUCUACAUAAAAUUUGAAGACAUUUAAAAAUCAUAUUUAUUACAAAAAGAUCUGGCCAAAUUGGUCUUAUUAUUAAAUUUAUGAUUCAGAACCACUGUGUAGUAUGUAUUAUUUUCUCUAAAUGAUGGGAUUUUAAAGAAUCUUUUUAUGUUAUUGAAGAAAAUAUCACUACUACUACUAUGACUACUACUACUACUACUGACAGAAAGAACUCAUGAAUGUAAACUGGAGGAUAUUACAGUUUUGUUUAGUGAAUAUAAGUGAACUACUCAUGUGUGCUAGGUGUACUGUUUGCUGAGUAUUUUAUUUUGCUUAGUUCAGAGAGAGAGUUGAUUACUGAGCGCUGAAGUAUACAAUUUAGGAUAGGAGACUUGUAACUUCGGUAUUUAAUAAAAGAAACUAUACAUAGUCUCUUUACAAUGUAAAUGAUAUAUAUUCCAGGCACAAAAAUCUGUUUCUUGGGUGUGAUAUAUAAAAGUACAUAUCCUUAUUUUGAGGUGUCUUUUUGCAAUAAUUGAAAGACAUUAAAGAACAUCUAAUGCUACUUGGAAAACAUAUGGCACUACUUAGAAAAUGACUGAUAUCAUAUCUUGUGGAUUUUUAUUUCCAAAUUUGGCUUUUUCUUUCUUAAUUUUGCUUUCUUACUAGAAGUACUUGCAUGUAACAAUUUGUAUCCAUAUAUUCUAACUUAUUUUCCUUGUCAUUUUCUUAUUUGUGCUGUUAUGCCUUCUUAUCAGAAUUGAUAUGACAACCUCCGAGGUGUGAUUUUGGUGUUGAACUUUUCACAACAGAGAUACUAUUUUCAUGUAUGCUUUUCUAGCAAAAGAAUUAGGGUAAGUGAAAUUGGAAAAAUGAAAAAUGAUCACAAAAUAACUUUCAGCUUUUUCGUAAUCAGUAGUUUUUGAAAGUAGAUGGUCUUAAUUUUUUGAUAAGUUUCUUCAGAAGGGUCAUGUUAUACAGUCCUUUCAUGCAAAGAACACGACCAGAAUUAAGCAAUGAACAGCAUGAUUCCUAAUCACUGAGUGAGAAUUGACAAUGUGUAAAAGACACAGAUAUACUAGUGGAUUUUCGCAAUAACUGUGUGAGAGUUUUCUGCUGGAAAAUUCAAACACUGUAGCUUAACAAGUGUAGUAGGGGGCAACCUUAUUAUAAAGGAAAGCUUCAAACUAUACCCCCAUUUUGUAGAAGGAACCCUGGGAUGCCUAAUCAUGUCCAUUUUGGCUAGAACUCUAGAGCAACAAAUGCAGAUAUGAAUGAGACAUUUUUUGGAUGAGUUUUCUAUAAAUGCUUAACCAGUAAAAACUAAUCCUUUCUAUAAGACUUUAGAAUACUGUGGUUUCUGAUGGAUUCAUGAAUAAUUAUUUUGCAUUGGUUUUCUUUGUAGUUGAUGGUUCUUGGUAGUAUUUGAUGAUAGCACAGUUUGGGGUUUUUAUUGUCGUUUGGAAGGGAGAAGAUACUGUACUUUUUUUUUCUCACAGGGAAAACACCAGGUUUACCCAGAUGGACUAACAAUCUAUUGUCCUAAAGCACAUAUUAUCAUGAGUAAACUCAGGAAACCAUUUGCAAGAUGAUUAAAAUGUAGCACUGGUAGAUGGUGAUUUUGUGAAAAAUGACAGUGGUUUCAAUUCUUCCAUAAAAAUCAAAGUUUAGCCCAUUUUGUUAGACCCAGGAAUGCCUAAACAUUGAUUUUAGUAAUUUAUUGCCGUUGGUAAUUAAGCAUAGUAAAACAUUUUGGUAACACUUUUGGUUAGCCCAAAGGGAUUUCAUAUGUCUAGGCAACCCACAACUUAAGAACAGACGCUUGGUGUUUAUAACGUUUCCUCAUUGUGAAACAUCAUGUUAAAAUAGUACUGCCCACAGAAACUUAUUCACACUGAUUGAAUAGUAUUUUCUGACAGUUAGAGGUCCUUUAUAUGUGAAGAAGGGGAAGAACCGCUUACCUUUGCCUUAAGGUUAACUAGAAAACUUAGGCUUAAACUAGGCAAAGUAUGUCUUUGGCAUUCUCUACAUUCGCUUUCUCCUGGCUUUCUAGCUCCCACAUGCUGUCCUACUUGAGUACCUUGAGUACCUGACAGAGGACUCCAUGAUUAAAGCUUACUCCAGAAGGCUUCUGUGCCCCAAAAGGACCUCACAAAUCCUCUUCUCCAACUCAAAACUUCCAUUGUCACCAAGCAGCUAUUUUCAGCUAAAAAGGUGCAAAGAGUGGUAUCUCAGUAAAUUAAUUCACAUUUUUCUGUAAGUAGCUAGUAGAUAAUUGGCAUUUUUCAAGGAAAAUGUCCAUUAAUCAAAUGAGUUUCUAGUUGCUGGGUUUUCAGGCAAUCUAACCAGAUGAGAAUAAUUGUAAAUUCAUUUUUUAUCACGGAAGAUAUUUUUGGGCAAGGGAUACACAAUAUGCCGCAGGGUCAGAUUAUCCAAUAAACUUUCUUUUUUGCACAGCUCGUUCCUUUCUGCUUCUCAGUCUGCAUUUUCUCUUAACAACUUGCAAGUCUUUUAAUCACAAUGAACUUCUAUGACAGAAUGGUGUGAAGGGAGGCUUGUGAAUGGUGUGAAGUUAAGGCCAUAUUAUCUGUACUCUUGUUUCUCAUAGUGUGUGACCUAUAACAUAAGGAAUCUCCCCUCCCCAGCCCCACUUUCUAUUGUAUUGAUAAAGAAACAAGAACACAGAAAGGUUGAAUGCCCACUAUCAGUGGAGUCUGAGUCUCCAGGUCCUUUGUCUAGAUUUCAGGACACCGAGAUCCUAUUUAUCAUGAUGUUAUUUCUCAACAAGAAUGCAAGCCAUAUUAAGUAUAGAUUGGUGAACUGCAAUUAAAUUCCCAUAGAACAAUUUCUUACAUUUCAAAGCUUAUUCAGGUAUUUUUGGCAUGUAUCUCAAAAUGAAUGAUUACUGAAAUUAUCAGUACAAUUCAGUAGUGUGCUAUCUGCCUUCCUAUGAAAGAGCAUAGUGGCAUUAAUAGUGAUUAUUCACAAAUACAUUAUACUUAUGGAUGCACUGUUCCUAGUUUUCAUCUUACAAUAUUGUGAAGUCUGUUGUAUAAUUUGGAUAAAAUGAUAAUCCUUAAUCACCUAAAAUUCCAUUUGGUUGCUAAUACUUGAAGCUAUAUUAAGUCCUAAAUUAUAGACAUAAGUUUCUUUGAAACAUGAAGAAAAACACAAAGGAAAAUUAUUUUUAGAAUACAGAAAUUCAAGCUUGCUUACUUAAAGUAUACAUAUAUUCCACAUGUACCUUUUAGUUUAUUGACCAGCAAAAAAGCUAAAUGCUUAGAAAUAAACAUGUAUGUGAUUGCCAAGUUAGGAUUCUUUCUAUAUUCACAUUUCUAAACCUUGGACAGUAGAGCUUCUUUGGAUAACUGUUUUGCUUUCAUUCUAUUUGUCUAAUUAUGUGAACUAAUUUAUUCUUAAAAAGGUAUUUAUUAAGCAUCUAAUUUUAUGUGGGUCAGUGCUAGAGAAUGUACUAAGUGCAUUAGUUUCUUAAUAAAUUGUCAUAAUGUGACCAAGUAGAUUUAUUUGCUUUUUUCUUUCCUGUCAUCUAAUAUUGCUUAGGUCACAUUUAAGUUCUCUUUUCAAGUUCACUUUCUCUGAAAUUGAUACCAUUUAUAGCAAAGAAAUGUAAGUGUGUUUUUUAGUAUGAUAAAAUUAUUUUUAACAUCACAAAAGCAAUCUAGCGGGGAAACAGGAAAUAGCCAUUUUAAAAGUUAUACAGGAAACCUUGAUUAAAUAUCCAAAUGCCAACAUGGUUCGGAAAUGGGAAUUUAUCUUGUCUUAAAUUCCACAGCAUAAAAAAGGAGAAUGGUGGUUUUUCUUUGUUUGAUUUUUUUAGAACAGUAAGUAGUGUUGGUAGUUGUGAGUUACAUAGGGUUUAUGUAGAGAGACCAUAAUUCGCUAUAGCCAAAAUAAAAAAAUAUUGUCUUACCAACAUUUCCCAAGCACUUUGGGAUUCCUAACUUUAUUUUUUGAUAUAGAAAAUAUGAUAUUUACUGGCAUUUUAUUGUGCUUCUCAAGACAGAAAUGGCAUUAAAUAGAAGUUGUGUGUAAAUUUGAUUCACAUGUGCUUAAAAACUUAAAAGCUGCAAUUGAAAGAAAAGGUCCCCAAUGUUCAGGUGACUGUAUUUUCUUUUUCUGACUACAGUAUGGAGUUUAUACCAUCAUUUAUUUUAUGAAUGUUUUCUUUAAAGCACUGUUCCUUUUGACAUUAAAGUUUUCAUUGUACUACAUUUUUCAUGUAAGACCAAUUCUAGUAGUGCAUUUUAUGGUGUUUUUUUCCCUCACAGUGCUGCUUAAAGAAAUGGCUAUCAUUUUGAAUUUACAACAUGCCAAAGAUGACAUAGAAAUUAUAUUUAUUUUUGUUCUUGUUAAAACUCUGUGAGCAACAUUUAUCAAGAUAUCAUGUUAAAUUACUGGCAUUCUCUGGGUACUAAAUAAAAAGGCUGCAACUUUCUAACAUUUUAUAGUUUACCUUGCUUGAUCAUUUAUGGAUAUAAAACUGUGUCUGCUUUUCUAAACACCAUACACGCAGAUUUCAUUGAAAGUUGCUAUACAUUGUUCAGGAGCCAGUUCUAAAAAAAAAAAAAAGUGUUUCAAGGUGUUAUUUGUUUAUGCAUAUACCUUGAUAUUUCCUGAACUGUAAUAUUUUCCCACAUUAGGAUUACUCUUCUAAUCUUCUUAUAAGGCAAGGGAAUUCAAGAAAAUGAAGAUGAAAACUUAAAAUAAUAUUAGGACUUAUCAGGGGAAUGCAUUUGUCUGUAAUUUAGUUAAGGUGACAACCUUUUCUGUAAUAAGGAAAAAUUAAAAUCUUACUCCCAAGUACUGGAAAAAUUACCGUAAAGUUUGGAAUCAAGUAGAAUAACAAAUUCUCCCCCAAAAAAGUCGUACUUUGUAGGCUAUGUUAGAUUAUAGCAGUUAUACAUAUACUCUGAGGUUCAGAAAUGCAUUUCGAGCCUGCCAAUCAAAAUCUCCAUGUGCCUCUUCCGCUUUUUUCAACUUCUUAAAGGUAAACAAGAUAGACCCUAGGAAAAAAUUGGAAAGUCUGCAAAAAUUGCUUUCCCACUGACCACCUCUUUUUUAUCUCUCUUCUGCUUUUGCUUCUUUCCUGCCUCCCAUCCCCCCAACCCCUUAGUGAAAUAUCUGAUCAUCUUUUAUACAUCAUGAUACAUUAAGCAACUUAUUCCCAAUAAAAUAUUACUUUAUUCUGCGUUUGUCUUUUAAGCAUUAGCUAUCAAGAUAAAUGCAUUUUUUGGUCAGCAGGGCCCUGAAAUAAUUUAGGCCUACCAGGCUAAACCUGAUUUAAUCUUCUUAGGCUGUCUUGGAGGGUAGAGUGAGGGAUAGAAGAAGCAGACUACAAUUCGUUUCUUCCAUAAUUCCUUGACUCUCUUCCUUUUUACUUGGAGAGAGAGAUUGACUGGAAAUGUUGGGGACCUAUUUUUGAAGGUGGAAUUUAUGUCCAUUUACUACUGGCUUCUUCUAGAAUUAGAACCUGCUCUACUCAAGCCUAUGGCAGCCUCUCUGUAUCUCCCCUUCCCUCAUCCCUGUGCUCUACCUCCCUGCCUAAGCACAGGUUAGGACGCAGGCCUUACCUUUCUCUUUCCUGCUUCAAGAUGCUCAGAUACAUUUAUUGUAUUUUCUGAGCCUAGGUAUUUUAGAUUUUUUCUUCUUUUUAAGUAUGUUAAAGUAAGCCACUGUAUUUGACCCCCUCUGAUUUUUCAGAUUCUAACAAAAACACAUUCUCUUUGUUAAUAGAUGCAUUUUUUACUUAACAGAUAUAUAUUGUGUUUCUGUGCCAGAUGCUGCUACUGAUUUUAUUCUCCCUUAUUCUAAAAGAGAUUCAAGGUUGUUUAUAGUAACAGACAUGUAUGCAAUAAAGCUGUUAAAAUUGAAACACACACAUAGAAAAACAUGAAAAUGAGAAGAAAAGCAUGCCAACAGCCAGGGCUGACAGGUAAUUUAAUUAAACAUUAAAUUUAGCUGUGAGCUUCCUAACAGGAGAGGCAAGAAGAGAAACUCAGCAGCUUACUAUAUUUUUUGCUGAUACUAAAGUGUUUAACAUAGGAUAACCUUAUACCAGGGGCAUUCAACUGAAUAAUGUCUUCAACCACGGUUUUGCAGCAAAUCCAUUAAGACAUUUUUAGUUGUAAGUGCUAAUACCUAACUCAAACUGGCUUAAACCAGUAAAGGGGAGUUAUUGACUGGAUUCAUAUCUUAGGCAAUAGCAUCGGGAUAUUUUUUUCUCCAUCUUUCUGAUCUGUUUGCUAAGUCAUAAUCUUUGAACAUAGACUAUAUCCUGGGAAUUUCUAUUUCUCUGCAAAAACCUGCUUAUCCCUCUAGCUCUCAAUUCAGUAUCUUCCAUUUUAACCUCUGAUCAUUCAAAACAAUCACCUUGGUGGGGAGGCAUAAUGGGGUAAAUUGUUGCCUUUUUCAGAAAGAGAGCUCAAGAGCUCAGGAACAGGAGACAUUUGAGAGAGGCCUAGGGAUUUUGUUUUUCUAAUAUCCCAGUUUUAUCUCCCAUUUCGUUUCCAACACCCUGCCUUUUCCAUCAUUCAUUUAACCUUGGGCAGGGGUUUGGCUAUCCCAGCCUUACCAGGAUCUAAUUUUACAUGAUACCUAGCCAUUCCAAUUUCUGGCUAAAAGCAGAAAGCUCUUUCAGCGAGAUUGUGUUUUCUUCCCUCUCUGCUUUCAAAUGAGCCAGUUUUAGCCUUCUCUUUGUUAUACAGCCUUACCUAAAGCCAUAAGAAGUAACCAGCAUGCUCCAAAGUCCUAAACUUUUCAUAUCAAGUUCCUUAACUUUAUAACCUUGAUAGAUUUAUGUUCUGAGUCUUAAGUUAAAGCAGGUGACAUUUUAGCCAUCUGUUUCACUACCACAUAAAAAAGAUUUCCAACUUCCUAGCUAAGGAUAGAGGGAUCCUUAGCCCUACACCUUUGCUCAAGUCAACUAAUUCUCUAUUUCUGUCACUUGUAAACUCUAUUUUCUGUUAACAAUUUUGAUUACAAGUGACAGAAACUCAUCCCAAACUGGCUUAAGUAAACAAACAAAAGGUAUUUAUUGUGUCAUAUAGCUAAGAAGUCUAGAGGUAGGCCGUUUUCAGACAUUGCUGGGUAUAAAGUUCAAGCAGUGUCAUCAGAACUUGUUUUCUCUCCAUCUCUUGACUCUCUUGUGUGUGGGCUAAUUUUCAGUUUCCACAUAAGGGCAGAUUGUUUAGAGAGACUCCAAGCUUCUCGUUAACAUCCAGUAGGAGAGAGCAGGAGUACUUGAAGUCCUGGCAGAAGUAGGAUCACUAGGUAACACAGGAUACCUAGUUAAAUUUGAAUUUCAGAUUAACAAGGAGUAUUUUUGGGGUAUGUCUCAAAUAUUACAGGAGACACUCUCAUACUAAAAAGUAACUGGGCAUCCUGUAUUUUAUUUGCUAAAUCUGGCAAGCCUAAACAGAAAUUUCAUUUUCUAUCAUUGGCUCUAACCAAGUUACUCGCUCAACUCUAAAUUAGUAUUGUGGCCUAGUGAAUGUAAUAAUCUGAAUGACCAGGCCUGAUUCAUAUAACUGCCUCUGGGGCCAGGAGAGAACUCCACCAGAAAUACAUAGACUGAAAGUGGAAAAAACAUGGUCUAGAAGCAGAUGGAAAUCAAGGUAUGGUUACUAGAAGAAAGGUGAAUGGUAUUAGACAGCAAGAACAACAGAUGUUAUUCAUAGUGGUAUUUUUUAUCAGCCCAUAAAAAAAUGACAAAAAUAUAACACAUAACAAUGAACUUUAGUGAAGUAAUUCUGUGGAGACUAACCUAAUAUAGUCCAGGUAUAAAAUGUUCUGGUACAAAUAAAUGAAUGUGUGUAAUGUCCUUUACCCUAUCUUCCUUAAAUAUUAUUUCUCUUAACCAGGCUUUUGAUAGGAACUAAACAUCAGAUAAUUCGAGAAUAUACUCUCAGAAGAAAUUAGGGAGUUCUGAUAUUCUUUGUUGCUAAUUGUGGAGAGUUAAUACUUAGCCAAUUUGUGCCUUAAUUGCGUUGCAAAAUGGGAAAAUAUGCCAGUUAUUUAAAACCUUUUCAAAUAUUAAUUAAGCAACUUUAAGGCUAGAAAAGUCGCUUUUAUCUUUUUGUCUAACCUUCCUGGGUUACUUGUUUGCUCUUUUCAGUGAUUAGCACUAGCAAAAAGUGCCUUAAUCUCUCACCUAAAUUCUUAUUUUGUCCUUCUGCUAGUCACUAAGCUUCCAAUCUCUUAGCCCAUACUGCUGUCAUCACCGAACUCCACCUUAGGUAAGGCGUGAGCCUCUCUGUGCACACCUUUUCUCCCGUACCUUAUGUAGCUGGUGAUCGGUGCUGGUGACUCGCAGCUUAACUGCCUCAACUGAUAGUAUAUUUCAUUUUCAGGUAGCUGUAGUUAUUAGAAAGUUUUCAUUAUAUUGAGGCAAAUAAUGCUUCCCUGUAACUAUUCUAUACAUUAUUCUGGGUAAAAUUAGGAUCAACAGAAAAUAAAUAUGCUUCCUCUUUCAAUCACAAUCCUUUCAAGUAUUUAAAAACAAUGUUUUCAUUGUUCUCCUUCUCUCUUAGGUCUUUACUUUCCUGGCUAAAUAUUACAAUUCUUUAGACGCUUCCUUAUAUCACAAUUUUUUUCAGAUUCUUCACCAUGCCAAUCACUCUUGAUUGACUUUCUUAAAGCACCUAUUUCAGGAGUAAGUACCCCAGAUGUUAGUUCAGUACUAAUUUUCUCUAGAUGCUGUACUUUUAAUGCAGAGUAGAAUCAUAUUAGAUAUUUUACUGGUCAGGUCAGAUUUUUAGCUUAUAGUUUGCAAUGGUGGGAUUGUUUUUCCUCUCACAAACUACCUUCUAGCAAGGUUGCCUCCUCUUCCUCCUCAGUCUUUACCUAUACAAAUGAUAAGUCCAAAACUUUACUUUGCAAUAUAUUUCUAGACUUCCUCCAGGUUCACAUUAACUCUUUAAUGUUUAAAAAAAUAUUUUUUUUUAAAGAUUGGCACCUGAGCUAACAUCUGCUGCCAAUCUUCUUUUUUUCCCUUCUCCCCAAAGCCCCCCAGUACAUAGUUGUACAUUUUAAUUGUAGACCCUUCUAGUUGGGGCAUGUGGGGCGCCUCCUCAACAUGGACUGAAGAGCGAUGCCAUGUCGGCGCACAGGAUCCAAACCGGUGAAACCCUGGGCCUCUGAAGUCGAGCGCAAACUUAACCACUCGGCCAGGGGGCCAGCCCCUUUAAAGUUUUUCUAAACUAGUUGUAGAACUAUAAAAUAAAACUAUUAUUCAACACAUAAUUCUACAUUUUUUUCACUAAGGUGUGAGACUGUCAAAUGCCAUGUUGAAAUCAAGAUCCACUAUUUCUACAACUCUGACUUUCCAGUCCAAUAACCCUAUUAAUAAAGUAAGUUGACAUGACUUGUUCUUAGUGAACAAAGUUUGUCUCCCAGAGACCCACACUUUUUUAUUAAAUGUGUUAUAUCUUUUGUUAAAUUAUUUUUUGAACAUUGCUAGGGAUCUAAAGUGUACUGCUAGCUUAUAGUUUCUGGAAUCUAUUUCCUCAUACCGUUUUUAAUAUUCGGACACCAUAUUGACAACUCUUGGCUUAUGUUAAUUUCUCUUGUUUUCCAUAAUUUAUCAGAGAUUGAUGAUGAUUUUGUGGUCACAUCUGCAAGUUAUUUCAGUGCCAAGGAAUGUAAAUCACUAGAGGCUUAAGAUUUACGUUCAUUUAGGUACUUAUCUUUUAUUUUUUUCAUGUCUCUGUAACUAUGUUUAAUGUCAACUUUCCAAUGUGAAGCUUAUUCUCUUUGGUGGCAAGAUGUGAGUUAAGCAAUUCUGUUUUCUUACCAUCAUUUCUUAAAAUCACACAAUUUUCCUAUCCCUUUUCUACCUUUUUCUUUUAAUUUUAAAACAGACCAAAAUACAAGACGACCCUAGUUGUCAUUAACAUUUUUAUAAACUUUGGUUUGUCUCAUACAUAGCCUGGCUUCACAAUAUUUCUACAGAUUUGUACCACUCAAAAAGUUAAUCCUUGAUUAUUUUCUUUAAUUUUUAGAUAUGUCAUUUUGCUUGUAUAUAAGCUCAUCAGCAAGCUCCCGCUCAGCAAUCAAAUCCUUUUUUAUUUUGGGUUAUUUUAGAUGGCUCUCCCCCAUGCUAUUUAUUGCACUGAUGUGUUACAUUCUUUUCCUUUCAUACUCUUUGGAUUACACCUAUAUAAUUUGUGAUUUUUUCCAAGUUGACUCUUCUUAAGUCCAGGAUAUAUACAUGACUAUCCCCAUCAUUCUCUUCAUUCAUUAUCACAAGCUUCAACGUAAUAUUAUUCCUUUUUCUCAAGAUUCCUGUCACUUUCACAUAACCAAGGUAUUCAUCUCUAUUCAUCAAAAUUUAAUUUAGAGAGGCAGUUUUCAUGUUUUUCUGUCUCCCAAAAGAUGAAAUUUUCAGCAGGGCAAGUAAAGAAUUUUUAGGACCACCGUUCUUAUCAAAAUGAGAUUUCAUGUUUGAAGUCUUCAUGAGAGGUGACAUUCUGUCAAGAUUAUAUCCUUCCUUUGUAUCUAUUGUUUAAUAUAUUUUAAAGAUAUUAGAACAGCAGAACCAAUGCCUUUGGUUAGGAUGGCUAUUCUCUAGUAUAUUACUAAAACUUCAUUUAGGAUUCUCUUUCCUUUGAUUAUCAUCCACAUAUUUUAUCUCAUGCCUAUACUCAUUUUCUUUUUCAUUUCUAUAAAGGUAUAUACCUUAAAGCUGUCAAAAACAUAACAGAUAAGCCUUCUUAGAUUAGUUUUCUAUUACUAAAGGUAUUCAAGUGAAAAUUGAUGACCACUUUCAAAUUUUAAGGAAAGGGUCAAGCAUUGAAUAGUGAUUUAGAAUGAUGCUUAGGAUCUUUUCCAAAACUAAGUAUAUGGUGCUGAGCAUAAAUGUAGUACUAGUAUCACUAUUUCUUUGAAUUAGAUCUAUUUUUAAUAUGAUGUAAUCUUAUACUUUUAUCUGGAGUCCUAAUUUCUCUAUUAUAUAAAUACUUAAGUUUACAUGACUCAUUACUCAUAUAGAAUUAUAAACGUUUAAUUCUAAUUCCAAACUCUAUAGUCUUAUAAUAAAAAUUACUUGUAAUUCACUUGCAAUAUCUUCUGUGUUAGUCAAUUUUAAUUUGGGUGUUUUCUCUCUUAUUUCUCAAAUUUCAGUUUGAGACUUUUGACCAGAUUUGUAAGUCUCCUACCUAAUGUGCUCUUUGUAGUAUGCACUCAGUUCCUGGUUCAUUUGUCACUGUAGAUUACGAUCCAAUAACUAAACUACUGUUUAUUGAUACUGCAUAUUGAUGUAUGCAAUUGGUGCUUUCCCAAAUCUGCUUUCUGUUCCAACAUUACAAUCUU